Molecule: messenger RNA, 429 nt
Organism: Hydatigera taeniaeformis
Lineage: Eukaryota; Metazoa; Platyhelminthes; Cestoda; Cyclophyllidea; Taeniidae
Source: the annotation of a GenBank genome assembly
AUGUGUAUAUUGAAAUUACCACAUUCCUCAUUUUUACCAAUACUUCUUUCAACUCUCUGUAUCUAUGCUGGGGCCUCCGACUCAAACAUCGACGAUGUAGAGAGUCUGCGAAGUCUACUAUUCGCACCGAACUCUGGGGAGGUGAUAGCGGCGUUCGAGUCCUUUCAGUCUUCUGUCUGUUCCCCUGCUGAUGAGCGGUUCCAACGCCAGUGCUUCUCCGAAUUGCCGGCCGAUCGAUAUGAGGUGCUGGAGGGGUCACCCGUGCGAAUGCGGUGUCGCGUAUCGUGGCAGAGUGGAAAAGCCCAGUGGCGUGCCCACAAUACACUCCUCGGUACGUGCCAUAUACGCUUGCUGUAUCAGACUAGAUCUGGCUCAGUAGGGUCUUGUGAUCCGCAUAGAAGCGCCUUUAAAAUUCGCUUUAAUUUUUGA